Messenger RNA from Mercenaria mercenaria, 1686 nucleotides. RefSeq names its product hemicentin-1-like. The coding region runs from base 109 to 1575 and encodes 488 amino acids. Gene Ontology annotation, cellular component: cell-cell junction. The record is from RefSeq and is a predicted model, not a curated record. The transcript has 5 exons. NCBI's taxonomy places the organism in Eukaryota, Metazoa, Mollusca, Bivalvia, Venerida, Veneridae. Gene Ontology annotation, biological process: cell-cell adhesion. Gene Ontology annotation, molecular function: cell adhesion molecule binding.
AAGGCAGUCAUUGAGCCGCCUGAGAAUGCGACUGCAAUUGAAAACAAAGCUGUCACAUGGACUUGCAAAUAUUCUGGAAGCGAUCUAACACAGUGCAUACUAGAGAAAAUGUUACCUAACGGAAAUUUCUCUCCUGUAUUCAAACUGAAAUCCGGUUGUAUUGCUUACUAUCCCCGAAUAAACUUUACAUUCUCUUGCAACAGUACUGUAUUUAAGAUUACGAAAGGAUACGUUCCAAGAAGUGAUCAUUUGUCAACAUGGAGAUGUAGAUUCGUUACCAACUCUCUGCCAGUCCAAAACCUAUUCUCAGAAAGUUCAAAACUAAUUGUCCAAGUUCCAAUUCACAAUGUAACGAUGACAGUACCAAAUGGCAAUCUGAUUUAUGUAAUAGAGAACAAAAGGUCUACAUUCAUCUGCAAUACAUCGGAAGGAUACCCGGAGGCUAAAAUCAGCUGGUUUAUUAAUUCAAAGACACCAUAUAACACUACAGAUGAAAAAGAGGUUACAAAAGACUCUUCGCAAUUAUCUGACCAGAACAAAUAUCCUUUUUCCGUGGAAAGUAAACUUCAACUGUAUCCUUCUAAAAACUACAAUGGAACUAGAAUCUAUUGUAAGGCAAGUAACGUUGGAAACAAGGUACCGGUCACUUCUGGCAGGAAACCGUUGCUUUACGUCCAGUAUCCACCAACAUCGCCACAUUUCUAUAUUGAUUCCCUGCAUGUCCCUGUUGAAAAUGUUUCGGUUAUAUUGAAUAACACGAUAUCGGUUUUCUGCGAAAGCAACAGCGAUCCAAAGUCAAAGUAUGCUUGGACUCUUCCAAAUAGGACAGAUAUCCAAACCAAUGUUUUAACGUUUGGCAAUGUCCAGAAAGAAGACGAUGGAAAAUAUUGUUGUAUGGCUGAAAAUUGGAUUAAAACACCAGAUGGAAACAUUACAAAGCGCACCAAUGAAAGUUAUAUUCAAUUGUCCGUGUUAUUUCCACCAGAAAACCCGUCAUUGUAUUACCACGAAGCUAAUGGUGUAAUGAAUAUUAAGAGCUUGCCGUUGAAAGUUGUGAAAGGAGAUAGUAUAAAAAUUUCUUGUAAUUCAACCGGAAAUCCACAGCCUCAUUCUCAAUGGGAUGGCCAUGGUAACGACAAUGAAAUAAAGUAUACAUCCAUUGAAAAAAACCGUACUAUCUUGUGCAAGGCAACGAACCAGAUGAAUGACACACUGGGAAACGUUACACAUGGUACUUCCGAAACAAACUUAACUAUACAUGUUAUGUAUCCACCAACAGAGCCAACCUUACUGUUUAGCACGGACACAAUACCGGAAAUGCGUGUCUCGAAACCGUUACGCAUAAUCGAAAACAGCACUUUUACGUUACGUUGCCUCGGACAUAGUGAUCCAUAUCCUUCUUACCACUGGACGAAUCAAAGUGUAGUUAACAAUUCGCUAAUUAUAAAUAAUACUCAGAGACAUCAGUCAAGGCAUUUCACAUGUAACGUAAAAAAUGUCAUGAACAGAACCUUUGGAAGGCAGGAACAAGGAACAAAUAGCACUAGCAUUUCUGUCGAUGUACUUUGUAAGUGAAUUUAUAUAUUCAUUAUAUAUACUAUAUAUAUAUACUGUAAAAUAAAUAAUGAAAUACUUUUAGGUUCUUUCCGGUCGAGACGAUUUCUCCUGAAUAGCUUGCGAGGUUCU